AUGUCGCAGUCAGCGUCUCUUCGACCGUUACUCCCUGCAACGGAGAGUAGCGGAUCCCGUGGCAGUGGGAGUCCAGAUUCAUCAGGACCUGGUCAACGUCAAAUCAAGCGUACCCCUACAAAAGCUGCGUGUGAGGCUUGUAGAAAACGGAAGUCAAAGUGUAGUGCCGAGCGACCUCGAUGCAGCAUCUGUAUCGAGAGAAAUACACCCUGCGAAUACAAAACCCUGCCUACAGAAACACAUCUGAUAGCUCAAAAGAGACUUGUCAGCACGCUUCAGUCAAGAUGUGAUAUCCACGAGGCACUCUAUGACAUCCUUCGGACUAAGCAGGAGGAUGAAGCAGUAAGUAUAUUGCAGCGCAUCCGCGCUGGUACUGAUAUCGAAACUAUAGUGAGAACGAUUCAAGAAGGCGACCUAUUACUGCAACUUUCCGUACGGCCAGAAUUCCGAUAUCGAUAUAAGUUCCCUUACCAGCAAGAAAUGCCAGCCUAUCUCAAGAAUAGUGCGUGGGCGAAUCCGUACUUAGCUUCAACUUUGUUCGAGAAAACCUACAUGACCAAUUUGCAAGAGCAACAUUUGGACGAAGUCAUGCCAAAAUCUAUCAGGAACGAUAACCAAAGAAUGUAUCUAUUGCCGUACCAUACGGUAGCAAUGCCCGAUGCGCGACGCAUCUCACUGGAUGUCGCAAAAUGGACUGCAGUGCCUGCCAACAACUCGUUGCUUUGGUCAUUACUCGAGAUAUAUUUUCUUUUCGAAUACCCAUUUCACCCGUUCUUCCAUAAAGACUUGUUCCUAGAAGAUAUGCUUAAUGGCAGACAGAGAUUCUGUACCCCACUCCUAGUUAAUGCUGUACUGGCAGCGGCUUGGCAUGGCUAUCAAGCUGUUCAAUCGCGUGCAGAACAUUGGCGCCCAGACAACCUUGGAUAUCGUUUCUAUGCUGAGGCGCAACGAUUAUUGCAUCGCGAACAGGACAAAGCAAAGAUCACGUCUGUCCAAGCCAUGGGUAUCAUGAGCAUAACAUUUACAUCCAACGCACUCGACAAGCUCAGCUGGUCGCUGCUACAUAAAGCUAUUGAAAUGGCACAGCAACUUGGCCUGUUCAGCCACUCUCCUGAGUCAGAUCCAAUGUGGCAGAAAGCAGCUGCAAUCACAUCAUGGGGCGUUUUCAAUUGGCAAUCACUAUAUUGUUACCACAUGUUUCAACCUCCGCUACUCAAUGAGCCACCAAACCAUGACCUGCCUGAUGUACUACAGGAUACAGCUUUCUUCGGCAACAUUCAUGUGAAAUACCCAGGCAGCGAACAUAAAGUUGACAUCUCUCACGGCCACGUCUUCCGGGCUAUGUCGGGGUUUCGCAUAAUAAUGAACGCUGUCGCGCUCGAGCUAUAUGGCAGUGGGCAGAAUGGUUUGUCGUUGGACAGAUUAGAUCACUUCUGGCAAGCUAUUAAAGACUGGUACAGAAGUUUGCCAGCAUGCUUAGAAGCUGACAAGAUUGCCUUGCCAAACCACCUGAAACUUCAUAUGCACAUGCAUGUUCUCGUAAUCGGUCUUUUCGAGCCGUUCGAGAAGCAUGUGCAGAGCCUUCUGUCAAGGGGACUGCCAGACCCAGGAAAAACCAUAGCCCAGUCGAAAGCGAGCCUGGAAACACUUAUCCGACUAUAUUAUCUGCGGCACGGUUUUGAGUCGUACGACCCGACAAUGAUGCUGUUUAUAUCCAUGUUAGCGUGGAGUUGUCUUCAAGACUACAAGCAAAUGAAGGAGAACGGGUCGCCGCAGCUAGAUGCUGUGCGUUCCACUUUGGUGCUGUGCGCCAAAGGUCUAUGGGAUCAGGGCGAGAAUUGUUUCCUUUCCGAAGUUCUUUUCCGCUUACUCAAGAGCUCGUUACCGAGUAAGGACGAAGUACAGCUAUUACGGGAAGUAGCUGACAUCGACGAAGAGCCUGAUAGGGUGAGUCGAAUGAUACAAGAGGUUCAUUCAGCAUGGCCGUUUGGAAUUUUCAGCACCGCUAAGACAAGCAUUGAAGAGGCAAGCCUUAGUCGCUAUAUUGCUUGGUGCGAACAAGUUUUGGAGGAUCCGUCUCAGCACAUAGGAACCCAGACACCUGAUCAGCCUGAGAGUCACCAUCUGUGGGUCGGAUAUAAUAAUUAG
This is a messenger RNA of Truncatella angustata, 2148 nucleotides long. RefSeq lists its product as uncharacterized. NCBI's taxonomy places the organism in Eukaryota, Fungi, Ascomycota, Sordariomycetes, Amphisphaeriales, Sporocadaceae. Gene Ontology annotation, biological process: DNA-templated transcription; regulation of DNA-templated transcription. The coding region runs from base 1 to 2148 and encodes 715 amino acids. The record is from RefSeq and is a predicted model, not a curated record. Gene Ontology annotation, molecular function: zinc ion binding; DNA binding; DNA-binding transcription factor activity, RNA polymerase II-specific. The transcript has 6 exons.